This is a messenger RNA of Papaver somniferum (opium poppy), 1740 nucleotides long. RefSeq lists its product as uncharacterized. The transcript is spliced from 5 exons. NCBI's taxonomy places the organism in Eukaryota, Viridiplantae, Streptophyta, Magnoliopsida, Ranunculales, Papaveraceae. The record is from RefSeq and is a predicted model, not a curated record. Bases 1 to 1740 code for a protein of 579 amino acids.
AUGACUCAAACAAGAAGUGUUUAUGUUGGUUAUAGAAGAUUUUUACCCUAUGAGCAUCCGUUCAGAAGGCAGAAGGGGGCAUUUGUGCGCGAAAACAAAGAGUGGGAGACUGCUCCAGAACCAAUGACCGCAAUGGGGAAGAAAUAUAUGAGGAGAAAAAUAUCAAAAGAAGUCGAUAGGUCAGGUGAGGAAGAGGAAGGCAGGGAAACCACUUACUGGAGCAAGUACAACAUAUGGCAGCGACUACUUAGAUAUUGGCGCUAUAAUGAUGUCCAACAUUGUAUUGAUUUCAUGCAUGUCGAAAAGAAUGUGGGACAAAGUCUUGUUGGAACGUUGCUGCACAACGGGAAUACAAAAGAUGGAUUAAACGCCAGAAAGGAUUUGGUGCGUUUGGGGUUAAAAUCGGAGUUACACCCUAAGACAGAUGACAAAGGAACGAUACUUCCCGCAGCAUGUUAUACAUUAACUACGGAAGAAAAAGACAUAUUCUUGGAGACACUAUCCGAGUUAAGAGUUCCAGAAGGGUAUUGUUCGGAUUUUUCCACCCUUGUGAACCUAAAAGAGCGUAAGCUGAUCGGACUCAAAUCACAUGAUUACCAUAUGCUUAUGCAACAAUUUUUGCCCGUCGCUAUUCGAUCAAUUAUGCCUACACCUGUGAGAUAUGCUAUUAUCAGGGAAGUGAAGUUAUGCGGUCCGGUUUGCUUUCGAUGGAUGUAUCCUUUCGAAAGGUGUAUGAAGGUUAUAAAGGGGCAUGUGCGAAACAAGAAUCAACCUUGUGGAUGCAUUGCCGAAGAGAAUGUUGCAGAAGAGACGAUUGAGAUAUAUUGUGAGUACCAUAAAAGCAUCAGGACAAUUGGUAUUCCACUAGAUAGGCAUAAUACAUCUCAGGAGGGAGAACCGUUAUCAGCUGAAGAGCCGUGUAUAGUUACCCCUGAACAGUUGAGACAAGCACAUUUCUAUGUAAUGCAGAACACGCCUGAAAUUGAGCCUUACAUAGACCGACACAAGCUAUAUUUGGAAACUAACUAUUCUACUAAAAAGCGAGCAUGGCUAGAGAAAGAGCACUCUAACACUUUUGGCGCUUGGUUAAAAAAUGAGGUUGAAAAAGAGUUGGCAGACGACAGAGAAAGUAUCUCAGAGAACUUAAGAUGGAUAUCACACGGCCCGCACUACGAGGUAACGAAAUACACUGUAUAUCGCAUCAAUGGAUAUCUAUUCCGCACAAGAUCCCGUGAUGGUAGAAUUCACCAGAAUAGUGGGGUUAGCGUUGCAGCAAAUGACAUGCACAUAUCUAGAGAUGAUGAUGUUACAUAUGGUAAAGCCUCUUAUUAUGGUGUCUUGCAAGAGAUAUGGGAGUUAGAUUACUGUGAAAGAAAAGUUCAUCUGUUCAAGUGCAAUUGGGUUGAUAAUAAACGUGGGGUCAAAAGAGAUGCUCUUGGCUACAAGAUUGUUGACCUUACUAUGUUGGGAUACAAAAAUGAUCCUUUUAUUUUAGCCUCACAAGCUAAGCAGGUAUUUUAUGUCAAAGACCAGUUAGAUAAGAAAAAUUCUAUUGUUUUUGUGACACCUCCCAAAAAUUAUAGAGAUGACGAUGGCAACGAUGAGGAAUUCAGUACAGUAAUCUUUUCUGGGAAUGAUAAUAUCUUGCCGUCUGUAGAUCCACAAGACUUGGGUAAAGAAUCCCGAAAUGAUUACUUCCGAACUGACUGCCGAGGUUUACUUAUACGCAAGCCAAAAUGA